GCUACUGAUUUCGUUCUGAGCACAGGGCAGGUAAGACACGCGGGAGAGAACAUAACUAGGAAGAGUGAACACCUAUUUUAGGUGCUCAGCGCAUACCAAGCGGCGAUGCAACAGAUUUGUGCAGGUUUUUAGGUGGAAUAUUUUUGUGCAUUUAUUGGAUCCAUUUUUGGAGGGGAAUGGCAUGUCUUAUGGCGGCAUUUUCUGUAAAUAACGCCACUGUCACUAACUCCAUCCUAAUGAACACCAAUGGGCCUCCUGAUCUGAUGCUGGACCCCAGGACUGUAUGUGUAUCUCUUGAUGAAGUGGUAUCCAAUCAUUUGAGCAGUCAACAUACUCCAUUAUUAAAUGGGCAUCUCAAGAAAGUGGAGAACAGUCUAACUGAAGCCCAACGUUUUUCCUACCUGCCACAUCGACCAGCAGUUAACAUUGAAUUCAAAGAUGUCAGCUACUCAGUUCCAGAGGGACCAUGGUGGAGAAAGAAAGGUUACAAGACUCUGCUGAAAGGGAUCUCUGGAAAAUUCACCAGCGGCUGCCUGGUGGCCAUCAUGGGUCCCUCAGGAGCUGGGAAAUCUACGCUGAUGAACAUUCUGGCCGGCUACAGAGAGACAGGGAUGAAGGGGGAGAUCUUGAUCAAUGGGCAGCCUCGUGACCUACGCUCUUUCAGGAAGGUCUCGUGCUACAUCAUGCAGGACGACAUGCUUCUGCCUCACCUCACAGUACAGGAAGCCAUGAUGGUGUCUGCUAAUCUGAAGCUCCAGGAAAAGGAUGAGGGCAAGAGAGACAUGGUGAGGGAGAUCCUGACGGCCCUGGGCCUGCUUGAGUGUGCGAAAACCCGAACGUCACAUCUAUCAGGGGGGCAGAGGAAAAGGCUGGCCAUCGCCCUGGAGCUUGUCAACAACCCUCCCGUCAUGUUUUUUGACGAACCCACCAGUGGCCUGGACAGUUCCUCCUGCUUCCAGGUGUUGUCUCUGCUGAAGGCCCUGGCCAAUGGUGGCCGCACCGUCAUCUGCACCAUCCACCAGCCCAGCGCCAAGCUCUUUGAGCUCUUCAACAAGCUGUAUGUCCUUAGUCAGGGCCAGUGUAUCUACAGAGGGAAUGUACCUAACCUGGUCCCCCAUCUUAGAGAGCUGGGGCUCAACUGCCCAACGUACCACAACCCUGCAGACUUUGUGAUGGAGGUGGCGUCUGGGGAGUACGGAGAUCAGACGGCGCGUCUGGUGAAGGCCGUGCAGGAGAGGAAAUGUGAGCAGGUCUACAAGACAGACAUGAACAAUGGACCCCUCAAUCCCUUCCUGUGGCACAAAUCGUCUGAGGAGGACUCCUCUUCCAGUGAGGGCUGCCACAGUUUCUCGGCCAGUUGUCUGACUCAGUUCUGCAUCCUGUUCAAAAGGACGUUUCAAAGCAUUAUUAGAGAUACGGUGCUGACUCACCUAAGAAUCUGCUCUCACAUUGGAAUUGGGAUUCUGAUUGGCCUGCUCUACCUGGGCAUCGGCAACGACGCCAAGAAAGUGCUCAGCAACUCUGGCUUCCUCUUCUUCUCCAUGCUCUUCCUCAUGUUUGCUGCUCUAAUGCCUACUGUUCUGACCUUCCCUUUAGAGAUGGGAGUUUUCCUAAGAGAGCACUUGAACUACUGGUACAGUCUGAAGGCCUACUAUCUGGCCAAGACUAUGGCGGACCUCCCCUUCCAGAUAGUGUUCCCAGUCGCCUACUGCAGCAUCGUCUACUGGAUGACGUCCCAGCCACCUGACGCUGUGCGUUUCAUCCUUUUCUUAGCCCUGGGAGUCCUCACCUCUCUUGUGGCUCAGUCUCUGGGCCUGCUGAUAGGAGCGGCUUCCACCUCUCUACAGGUUGCCACGUUUGUAGGUCCGGUGACUGCCAUACCUGUACUGCUUUUCUCUGGCUUCUUCGUCAGUUUCGACACAAUUCCGUGGUAUCUUCAGUGGAUGUCAUACAUUUCAUAUGUCAGGUAUGGCUUUGAAGGUGUCAUCCUCUCCAUCUAUGGCCUGGACCGGGAGGACCUCCACUGCAACAAGGAUGAAACAUGCCAUUUCCAGAAGUCGGAGGCCAUCUUGAAAGAGCUUGACGUGGAAGAUGCCAAACUGUAUCUUGACUUCAUAGUGCUCGGCAUGUUCUUUGUGAGCCUCCGCCUCCUCGCAUACUUUGUGCUGCGCUAUAAGAUCAGUGCAGAGAGGUAGACUGGAGAGUGGGGGUAGGGGGAAGAAGGCCUAGAUCGCUUGCAUGCUGGAAUACCGCUUCUGGAGACCUCCAGGCAGUGACCAGAAACACACCAUGCACACUGCAGGAAUUAUGGGUACACUAUGUGGCGGUGGCACGAAGGGGCUGGAUUUUGACACUUGACUGGCCAAUCAGAACAUUCUCCAUGGCUAAAUAUGUGGUUGCUUUACAGUCUUUUAUGUUUUGCAUUGUCAUCAACGCCAAUUUGAAUGUCAGUCCGCUAUAGCCUAGUUUGUUAAAUAGCCUAUAGAACCAAACUAACUAAAUGUAGGCCUACCCAUCUUUCCUAAAUAUAUUGAACAUGUUGGCAGGCCACAUUGCUCUAUGUAAUUGCAUUGCUUCAAUAUGGAAAUAUAUUAUUAAACAUAGCAUUCACACUGAUAUGAGCUAGGCCUACUGUAAAUGUCAUUAUGGCUGAGCCAUGGACAUGCCAAACGUUGUCAAUAAGCAAGAUGUAAUUCACUAUUGAUGAGGCCUAAAAAGAGUGAAUCAUUCUAAUCAAAUUCUAAUCAAAAGAAAAAGUUGUUUUAAGUAGGCUAUUCCUAAAUACAUGUUUAAAUGUUUUGUAGUAAACAAGUGUUUCAAAUGACAUCAUCAACCAAUUAGUAGACCAUUAGUAGGCAAUGUUUACUCACAAUUGGUCAAAAUCACAUUAUGCACACCGAUGAUGUCAUUGGAAACACUUAUCUUCCUCUAUCUUUUUUUUUACAACAAAACAUAGAAACUCACCAUUUUCACAUGUUGAUGUUGGGGUGAUGAUGAAUAUGAAGUUGGAAAAAAUGCUUAAAGUUUCCCUUUAAGGGUAGACUGCAGGAUGGCUUGGUUUGUCAUAUGAAAUGGAAUCAUAUGAAACGGAAAACAAGCAGGAAAAUAAGUUAUAAAGGGUCACCAGCAUUAUCUCAUCUCUCCUUUCAUGAUGGGCAUAUGGACACAAGUAGCCUGCGUGGAGGGUUUUUUACGCACGUCCAAAACGGGAGCUGGCUAAAAUAACAUGCAUAUAUAUUAUAUUAUAUUAUAUAAGGGGAUGUCCACUUACUGUUUUUUCUAUUUUUCUGCUCCCAAACUUUCAUUUUUAAUUAAGCUUUGUUGGUUAAGAUGUAUUUCAAAGCGGUCUCACUAGCGAAACCCUUUAUUGUUAGGCUUGGCUACUUGGCGAACGCAUUGGGCAGGACAAAACAACUGUCUUCAUUGAGAGGAAGGGAGGAUUAUGCACAAUUUUUAAUCAAAUGAAACCAAAUGAGAAAACAUAUCCUCUCUUCUUCCAUGAGUAUAAGGGUCACAGCUGGAUAGGUUGCGCUUCAGCUCACAAAAUCCUUGCCAUUACCAACCGCAAAGACCGGCUUUUCAUUGGUCUUAAGUCUCCCGAUAUGCGCUGCAUGAAAUUGUCACUUUUGAACUUGUUUUCAAGGGCACAGAAAUGAUAUGACCUCAUGGCAUCUUGUCAAUAUACAUGGCUUUCAUUUGUUUACCAUAGUGAGAGGAACAUGCACUGGCCACAUGUGUAAACCUCAAAAAUAUUGGAAUGAAUAGCAAAGUGAAUGCAUUAAAGGGAUAGUUCACCCAAAUUACAAAAUUACAUUGGUUUUCUUACCCUGUAAGUAGUCUAUGGACAAGUUAAGACAGCAAUCCAUGCUUUGGUUUUGUUUAUUUGACCACUGUCUCCAAAUGCUAACUUUUUAGCAUUCAUGUCAUAAUUACAAUAUGUCGUUAGUGUGAACUAUCCCUUUAAGUUGUGAAUUAGGCAUUAAAACGAUAUACAGGUUGCAUAACAUGACAGCAGAACUGCAAGAAACAAAUUAAGCUGCUUAAUCUCUUUAGUGGUUUACUUAUAUGGCCUGAAAAAUAUACUUUAUAUGUUUUUAAUUAAAUAUCAGACAAUUUCAUACUGCCUUUGACAACCUAAGAUUAUAUUCUCAUCAUCUGUAAGGUUCUACUGACAACAGGGUUGGGGUCAAUUUAUCAUUGAAUUGGAAUUUGAGUUAACUUCCCGAAUUGACCGACUUCAUUUCGAAUUGACCCCAAACCUGACAGACAAAUACUCCGCUGGACAUAGUCAUGGUUACAACACACCAUCCAUAUGCAUUAAAACAUAUGGAACCAGCUGCACAUUGGAACUAAUAAUGUUGAUUCAAUUGCACGUCAAUAUUGAUUAUCAAGUCUAUAUUCAAUUCCAUAAUUACUUCACAUCAAGAAUCAUGUACAUUUUCUGAAAAGUGUUGGCCUAGAAAGUAUGAUGAAUUUUUUAAAACUUGAAAACAAAUUACACACUUUACAUAAAGAGAUACUGCAAAUAUCAAUGCAAAACCUUUUGCAAAACAUGAUAAUAUGCUUUUGUAGAUUGGUAUGUUUUUGUCAUUACUUUAUUUUGUGUUGCAAUAUUUCACACACAGAGGUUGAAACUCUAAUAAAACACUGCAGAGGAAAGGUUGCAUGUUACACUAUUUCAAAGCUAUGUUUUAAUGGCAGUGUUAUGAACAUGUUUUCAGUACAUAGGAUAGUAUUAUUAAAUAUGUUUAAUUGGCUUGCUGGGGAGGAGGCUUUAAAAGUUUAAUGUUUAGACAAACCCCACUCUGAAGUUCUGAACUCAUUGGAACAGCUUUCUAUCAAGAAUGUGGGGCAUUACCAAAUUAUUUUUUUGUACAUUGGUUUGUUUUUCCGAUUGUUUAGCUUUUCCUCCGUUGAAUCCUCUUUAUAUCUACACGAUACACUGAUUAUACAAAACAUUAAGAACACCCACCUAAUAUUGAGUUGCACCUCCUCCCUUUCUUCCUCAGAACAGCCUCAAUUUGUUGAGCCAUGGACUCUAAUGUAUCAAAGCUUAAAAAUCCUUCUUUAACCUGUCUCCUCCCCUUCGUCUACAUUGAUUGAAGUGGAUUGAACAAGUGACAUCAAUAAGGGAUCAUAGGUCAGUCUGUCAUGGAAGGAGCAGGUGUCCUUAAUGUUUUGUAUACUCAGUGUAGAUUACCUCAUGGUAAACUGCAGACCCUUUUAUCUACCAAAAUAAUCUACAUCCCGCUCCAUAAUGUUUUGUAGGUCGAUUCUUGCAUCAAACUAAAGCUGUAUUUGAAUAAUGUUUUAUUUUCAAGUGUUGAGAUACUCAGUUUAUAGCUCAUAUUUUCUGCAACGUGUGAACUGUUACGUACUGACAUUGUAGAUGAAUGAAAUUAAUAAAGUUGCAAUAUUUUUCA
This is a messenger RNA of Oncorhynchus mykiss (rainbow trout), 5423 nucleotides long. RefSeq names its product ATP-binding cassette sub-family G member 1. Gene Ontology annotation, molecular function: ABC-type sterol transporter activity; ATP hydrolysis activity; ATP binding. Lineage: Eukaryota; Metazoa; Chordata; Actinopteri; Salmoniformes; Salmonidae. The record is from RefSeq and is a predicted model, not a curated record. Gene Ontology annotation, cellular component: plasma membrane. Gene Ontology annotation, biological process: cholesterol homeostasis; cholesterol efflux; transmembrane transport.